GCCGAAACUCGGUUUGGAUUCGCACGAAUCUUUCAAGACACCAUGCUCCGGAAUGUGCUGGUCAUGGCAACGAGCGGUCUUGUGCUGUUCUCCAAGGAGUUCGUCAAUGCAAUCGCUCAGCCGCGUCUUAUAGGUUCCUUGCUCACGGCAAUCUUGGAGUUUUCGGCGAAGACGACCGGCGCCCCCGUGUCUUACAUGGAGUUUGCCCAUGGUAAAACGUUCGGCGAGGGCGGUCGGGAUGGUAAUGGGUGAACGUUAUAAUGUAGUGGCCGUGACUGUCGUCACGAACGACCAUGCCAAAGUUUUCUGUGCGAUAUUCCUCGACGUGUCGGACGGCCCCAAGUUUGGCGCGUUUAUCGCCAAGGAGAUUCUGUCCGCAUUUGUCGACGAGUACGCGGGCGACCUUGGCAACAUUGGCCACAACCUGCGUGACUUUCACGGGUUCCACUACAAGAUCAGCGAAGUCAUCCGGGACUCCGUCAAGCCCAUCUUGGCCAUUUUACAGCAACAACGUGGAAUCCAAAAGGCGAUCCUGGUGACGGACGACACCGUCACGUACGCCACAGUUGACGUCGACCAUCUUGGAGUCCUGGUCAACUUGCAGUCGCUUCGCACGCUCGCCGCCGACAUGAUGGCGUUUGUUGGCGACAACGCCAAGUCUGUCACGAUGCAAGGCGGCCGGAACUGCACGAUUCAAGUGAUCGCGAUCGAAAACGCGACGCUCGUCGUCGCGCACAAACGAUCGGGGCCUCACGUCGCUGUGUGUGCCGCCGCCAUCCAAGACGCCAUAUUUAUGCUGCAUCGAGUGUACCUCUUGAUCAACAACUUGCACCCCCACGCAGCAACUCCUGUCCAUUAAUCGAUCGUGUUGUCCAUGGUGGCUUUGGGUUGCUUGGCCAUCGUCGUUUGGCUU
Aphanomyces invadans is the source of this 913-nucleotide messenger RNA. RefSeq lists its product as hypothetical. NCBI's taxonomy places the organism in Eukaryota, Oomycota, Saprolegniomycetes, Saprolegniales, Verrucalvaceae. The record is from RefSeq and is a predicted model, not a curated record. Bases 209 to 859 code for a protein of 216 amino acids. The transcript is spliced from 5 exons.